AUGGUGAAAUAUGUUUUAGCGCCAGAACCAGUGCGAAAGGUAGAGAAGCCGGUGCCACCGCCGCCCCCGCCCCCACCGCCGCCUCCCGAGCCGCCCAAGCCUGCGCCGAUUGCCAUCCCGGCCAAAAGUGAUACCUUAAAAUCGACGAAGUCAAUGAUGAGCACCAGCUCGCUGCACGAGGAACUGAAAGCCGUACUGCCUCAGAUCCAGCAACGAAGGCUCGACUUUAAGAAGACACCUGAUAUUUUUAUACAUCAGAAAUCAAACCCUGAUGAAGUGGUCGCGUGGCUGGAAGCGAAGGGAUUCAGUGCAAAUGCUCAAAAACAGAUGCGUCUAUCAGGACACCAGCUAUUUGCUCUCUCCCGGAGUCAGUUCGAGCGCGUGCUCGGCUCUGACGAAGGCAAACGGCUUUACAGCCAAGUGCUAGUGCAAAGGAAUGUCUCAGGGUACAAGACGACAUCCGCCUCGGAGCUGCAGAGCAUCCUGCGCAAGGUGCGCGAGAAGGUGGAGGUGUCG
Brenthis ino (lesser marbled fritillary) is the source of this 516-nucleotide messenger RNA. The record is from the annotation of a GenBank genome assembly. NCBI's taxonomy places the organism in Eukaryota, Metazoa, Arthropoda, Insecta, Lepidoptera, Nymphalidae.